AUGACUAUGCUAGAGCAGUUCAAUAACGGAAGCAUCCCUCAGAGGCUAGACAAUCACAUAUUUUUCGGCUCCAUACAUUCACUGACGCAUACAGAUUUCCUAUUGGAGAACAACGUUAGGUUUCUCAUAAACGUCGAUAUAUCCACUGAAAUACUAUCACACAUCUAUCAUGAGCUUCGCUCCAACUUGCUCGAUGAAGUAAUCGUCGUGAACAUUGACAAUGACUCUCACGUACCAAUGGAUAAUGAUCUGGUGCGUUCCUAUCAUUGGCACAAUACCUCUCUUUUACAACAAUUGAUUUAUCAUCUGGACUUCCUCGGCAAUAUUAAUAACAAUGGUGAACCACUAACCCCACCGCCUGAAUCUCACUACAGAAAUGCAUAUGUUCAAUUCGACGAUUCCAAUGAUUCAGCAUCGACGCUGGAUAGGCUUCUAUACGGCAACAAGUCAGAAUAUUCUCGUACGAAUAUUUUUCAGGUCGCCAACGAAGCCAAAUUUCAAGUCUUCAACGAUCUAAUCACCAUCUUUAAAUCCUCCAUCGCUCAAAAUGGAAACGCCAACGGCAACAUACUUGUCCUCUCGGAGAACGGUAGCCACGAUGAAAAUUUAAUAAGUCUGUUGAUGUCCACCGUUUUGAAAGAAAACCCGACCUUCAAUGUUUAUCAGGCUCUGCAGUUUGUUAAAUCCAUCGCACAAAUUCCCGAUAUGGUAAGAGAUGAAAAAAUCUUAUGGGCCACAGGGUUCAUCAACUAUCAAGAACUGAUCAAAAAGAAUGAAAUGUAUUGGGGAUUGGGUUCCCAAAAGGGUCUCAAACCCACGUCAUUUGCCUCUCCAAUAUCUAACAUGGAAAGGAAGCAAAGGAGACGCGACGACUCAAACAUCAUUAGAUCUGCACUGCCACAAAAAGAACAUAACUCGUUUCGCUCGAUAGAGAGGCCUAAAAGGGCUCGCUGCGAUUAG
Messenger RNA from Saccharomyces kudriavzevii IFO 1802, 960 nucleotides. RefSeq lists its product as uncharacterized. Bases 1 to 960 code for a protein of 319 amino acids. NCBI's taxonomy places the organism in Eukaryota, Fungi, Ascomycota, Saccharomycetes, Saccharomycetales, Saccharomycetaceae. The transcript has a single exon. The record is from RefSeq and is a predicted model, not a curated record.